AUGAGUUUACCAAGACAAAGCCAAGAGUUUAGAGACGGCGUCAAUAUAUUCUUGGACUAUGCUUACUCCGUUGGAAAUCCUCAAGGAGAGGAAAUUCUAUGUCCUUGUGCAAAAUGUUGCAACUUCCUUUGGGGUCAAAGAGAGUCUAUUUAUAGCCAUUUAAUAUGCUUUGGAUUUGUCAAGGGCUAUACACGAUGGGUUAAUCAUGGGGAAAGUGUAAUUGGUAUGGAUGUCGAUACUGGUGAUACCGGUGAGAUUUAUUCAUGCGAUGACAUUGAAGGCUUGCUAGACGAAAGGUUUAGGAAUGUGGCAGAUGUUGAGGGAGAAAAAGAAGGUAUGAACGAAGAUGCAAAGAAGUUCUAUAAUUUGGUUGACGAGGCUAGCAAGGAACUAUAUCCUGGUUGCAAGGAAUUUUCUACGUUAUCUUUCACCAUCCGACUAUACUUGUUGAAGUGUCUACAUGGAUGGAGCAAUGCCUCGUUCACUUCCCUCCUGGAGUUGUUGAAAGAGGCUAUUCCUAACUUGAAUCUCCCUUCUUCUUUCAACAAAGCCAAGGCUAUGGUGAGAGAUUUAGGUCUUGAUUAUAAAAAGAUUGAUGCAUGUCCAAAUGACUGCAUGCUAUAUUGGAAAGAGCACGAAAAUGAAACAUGUUGCCAUGAAUGUGGAACGUCUCGUUGGAUUGAGCCUGCGGUAGUUGAAGGUGACAUAUCUUCAAAGAAAGCUCACAACAUUCCUGCAAAGACAUUACGGCACUUUCCCCUAAUUCCCAGGCUUCAAAGGCUAUUCAUGUGCUCAAAGACCGCUAAGAAUAUGAGUUGGCAUCAGAAAGAGCGUAAAAAGGAUGGAAAGCUAAGGCAUCCUGCCGAUGGUCAAUCAUGGAAAGAUUUUGAUAACCGACAUUCAGAAUUCGCCAAGGAACCUCGUAACUUGAGACUUGGUUUGGCGAGCGAUGGAUUCAAUCCGUUUCGAACCAUGAGUAUAUCUCAUAGCACAUGGCCGGUUAUUUUAAUGACUUAUAACUUGCCACCAUGGAUGUGCAUGAAACAAGAAUACUUCAUGCUUUCUCUGUUGAUCCCGGGACCAAAAUCGCCAGGAAAUGAUAUUGACGUGUACCUGCAACCAUUGAUUGAGGAAUUGAAGGAGUUAUGGGAACUUAGGGUAGAAACAUACAAUGCCGCAAGAAAUAAAACUUUUCAAAUGCAUGCAGCUCUCUUAUGGACAAUUAGUGAUUUUCCUGCAUAUGCAAUGUUAUCCGGGUGGAGUACAAAGGGGAAACUAGCUUGCCCUUCUUGUAACUAUGGGACUUGUUCUAGUUAUCUUACACAUAGUCGGAAGAUGUGUUAUAUAGGUCAUCGUGUUUUUUUGCCCGAGGAACAUCCAUGGAGAACUAAUAAAAGGUCAUUUAAUGGAAAAGAAGAACAUCGAAAAGCUCCACCGUUGCUAGAGGGCAUGGAAGUUUUAAGUCACUUAGAUUCUAUGGAGAAUUCCUUUGGGAAGACAAAAACAAAGGUGAAUGAAAGCCCGUGGAGAAAAAGGUCAAUCUUUUUUUAUUUACCUUACUGGAAGUAUAACACAUCAAGACACAAUCUUGAUUUAAUGCAUAUAGAAAAGAAUAUAGUUGACAGUAUUCUUGGAACUCUCUUGGAUAUAUCUGGAAAGACAAAAGACCACCUAAAUGCUCGAUAUGACUUGAAAGAAAUAGGCAUUCGUAAGAAUCUUCAUCCAAAAGAAAUAAGAGGUCAUAGAAAAGUGAAGUUUGCAAAAGCAUGUUUCUCCAUGACUAAAGCUGAGAAAUCAAUUUUUUGUGAUGUCUUGAAGAAAGCAAAGCUACCUGAUGGUGCUGCCUCAAAUAUUUCUCGAUGCGUGAACCUUGCAGAAAGAAAAGUAUCAGGUUACAAGACUCAUGAUGCCCAUUUUAUGCUGCAUUAUUUGCUGCAAAUUCCCAUCAAAAGUAUACUUCCAGAUUCGGUCGCAAUCCCUUUAAUUCGGCUUGGCUCUUUUUUUCGUCAGUUAUGUCAAAAGGUUAUCACAUUAGAAGAGAUAAAUUAA
Molecule: messenger RNA, 2049 nt
Organism: Arachis duranensis
Lineage: Eukaryota; Viridiplantae; Streptophyta; Magnoliopsida; Fabales; Fabaceae
Exons: 1
Coding region: 1-2049 (682 amino acids)
Source: RefSeq, a predicted model, not a curated record